AUGACAAUACUAAACACUAUCAUCUUACCAUAUGUAACCGCCAAAUCGAUCAUAAACUCCACUGUGAAACCGAAUCUUAUCUCUGUAGUUUUCUUUACUCGACUUGUAUUUCUCUUUCUGCCGUCACCAUUCUCUCUUUCCUCCAAUCUCUCCUCCCUUUCUAGUUUUUAUCAUCUCGAGUUUUUACCUCUCUCUUUCAAUACAUUCCUUUAUUUGCAUGUCUCUUUCUUUCUUCGCACUCUCUCUUUUUCGAUUUUCGGCUUAGUUUUAUAUGGCGCAACUCCCAAUAGUACAGUCCUCUAUGAGGCAAGUUAUUUGUUUUUUUCUUUCUCUUCUCUUUUCUCUCCCCCACUCACUCGUGUCUCCAGUCACUCCUUUUUUCUACUCGAUUUUCUUGUUCCCCCGUUUUAUUUCUUUCAUAAUAUCGUGUUUUUACCUUUUCAAAUCGACUGUCUCUCUCGCAGAAAUACCACCCGUCCCUUGCACACAAUCGCAUCAUGUUUCCUUCCUCUGAUUCUCUCACCUCAUCGUCUUCAAAGAAGCGGCGCGAUUAUAUCGAUCAGAAAUCGAAAGCCUUAUAACAUGAACGGAGGAUUUAAAUUAAAAUCAUUUCUCGCUUCAAUUAAUUUUGCGUUUAUUGAGAUAGGCUUGCGAGUGUUAAGUCGAGAAAGAAAAGGGAAGACAAUGGUGGAAAAACCGUGUUAA
This is a messenger RNA of Acanthosepion pharaonis, 705 nucleotides long. NCBI's taxonomy places the organism in Eukaryota, Metazoa, Mollusca, Cephalopoda, Sepiida, Sepiidae. The record is from the annotation of a GenBank genome assembly.